Gossypium raimondii (Peruvian cotton) is the source of this 3095-nucleotide messenger RNA. RefSeq names its product histone-lysine N-methyltransferase family member SUVH9. Bases 170 to 2251 code for a protein of 693 amino acids. Gene Ontology annotation, cellular component: nucleus. The transcript has 3 exons. Gene Ontology annotation, molecular function: zinc ion binding; histone methyltransferase activity; protein binding. NCBI's taxonomy places the organism in Eukaryota, Viridiplantae, Streptophyta, Magnoliopsida, Malvales, Malvaceae. The record is from RefSeq and is a predicted model, not a curated record.
UAAGGCCUUGGCUUUCAAAAUUUUUCUUCUUGAAGGAAAAAAAAGAAAAAGAAAAUAAAAACUGUCUUAUUUGGCUCUCGAAUCCCUCCCAUUUUCCGCCAUGGAAGCACCUUGAGAAACCCUAACUGGAUCCCUUUCACGUUCUUCGCUAAGCUCAAGCAAACGGCAAAUGGGUUCUCUUGUGCCUUUCCAAGACCUCAAUCUCUGCCCGGAACCACCGCUACCAGCCACCGUGAACAUCUCCACCUCCGCCACACCUAGCGCCACCAUCAACAGGACAACCACCUUCAAUUUCUUAACACCGAAGAUUGAACCUAAGCAAGAGCCUUUCGACGAACCAACACCAACACAGACUAUUCACCAACAAGAAAACUUUCUCUUCUCUGUUUCCAAUUCUACCCCUGAUUUCAUCCCUAAUCCCGAAACUACCCCUCCGGCUAACGCUUCCUCUUCAGCCGAUGACCAAAACGCUCUCUACUCCGAAUAUUUCCGAAUCUCCGAGCUUUUCCGCUCUGCUUUUGCUAAAAGGAUACAAAAAUACGGCGAUGUCGAAGUACUUGACCCGGAUUCUCGGGCCAUCGUACCCGUACCCGAACAGUCUCAACUAACCCCCGAAACUAGCCCAACCGACGGUUCCAACCUGGAACGAGCUUUAUCCGUCGUCGUUUCGCGUAAGAAGGCGGGAAGAUCCAAUGAGCUGGUUCGGGUUACGAAUUUGGGAAUCGAUGACCAGAGGCAUUUUCGUGACCUUGUUCGAAGAACCCGAAUGAUGUACGAUUCCCUCCGCGUUUUAGUCAUUUCGGAGGAAGAAAAGAGAACCGGACCGGGAAACGGUCGACGGGCUCGCGGAGAUUUGAGGGCAGCUGCCGUCAUGAGGGAUCGAGAACUGUGGUUGAAUCGCGAUAAAAGGAUAGUGGGUGCAAUCCCAGGUAUUGAAAUUGGUGAUGUAUUCUUCUUUAGAAUGGAGCUUUGUGUGGUGGGGUUACAUGGACAAAUUCAAGCUGGGAUUGAUACAUUGCCUGCUAGCCAAAGCUCGAGCGGAGAGCCAAUUGCAACUAGCAUUAUUAUUUCCGGUGGGUACGAGGAUGAUGAAGAUUCCGGUGACUCGAUAAUAUAUACCGGCCAAGGUGGGCAAGAUAAAUUUGGAAAGCAAUGUAUGCAUCAGAAGCUUGAAGGAGGGAAUUUGGCACUAGAAAGGAGUAUGCAUUAUGGGAUUGAGGUAAGAGUGAUUAGAGGGUUUAAAUAUGAGAAUCGAGUUUCGGGCAAAGUGUAUGUUUAUGACGGUUUAUAUAAGAUUCUUGAUUGUUGGUUUGAUGUGGGAAAGUCAGGGUUUGGGGUUUACAAGUUUAGGUUGUCGAGAAUUGAAGGGCAACCUGAGAUGGGUAGUUCGAUAAUGAAGUUUGCUGAGAGUCUUAGGACUAAGCCUUUGUCUACUAGGCCAAUGGGGUAUUUGACUCUUGAUAUUUCCAUGAAAAAGGAGAGAGUUCCGAUCUUUCUUUAUAAUGAUAUUGAUAAUGAUCAUGAUCCUAUGUAUUAUGAUUACCUUGUGAACACUGUGUUCCCUCUUAAUGUAUUUGGUCAAGGGAGUAAUAGUACUGGAUGUGAUUGUGUUUCGGGGUGCACGGAAGGGUGUUUCUGUGCUAUGAAGAAUGGGGGUGAUUUUGCUUAUGAUUAUGGUGGAAUUCUCUUGAGAGGGAAACCGGUGAUAUUUGAAUGUGGAAACUUCUGUCAAUGCCCACCAUCUUGUCGGAACCGUGUUGCACAACAUGGGCUUAGAAACAGAUUGGAAAUAUUUAGGUCAAGGGAAACGGGUUGGGGAGUGAGGUCCUUGGACUUGAUACAAGCAGGUGCUUUUAUAUGUGAAUAUGCAGGGGUUGUUCUCACAAGGGACCAAGCGGAAGUUUUCAAGAUGAACGGUGAUACUUUGAUUUACCCCAAUCGUUUUUCUGAACGAUGGGCCGAAUGGGGGGAUUUGUCUAGGAUAUUUCCAGAGUACGUGUGUCCAUCAUAUCCCUCAAUCCCACCUUUGGAUUUUGCAAUGGAUGUAUCAAGGAUGAGGAAUGCUGCUUGUUAUAUUAGCCAUAGUUCCAGUCCGAAUGUGCUGGUGCAGUGUGUGUUGUAUGAUCACAACAACUUGAUGUUCCCUCACCUUAUGCUUUUUGCAAUGGAGAAUAUCCCUCCUAUGAGAGAGCUUAGCAUAGAUUAUGGUGUAGCCGACGAAUGGACUGGGAAGCUUUCUAUCUGUAACUAAAUAUCUUAAGAGGAAUAUUUUGGAUUUUGAUGUGGUGCAGCCGGGCAGUGAGACAUGAUAAACUGAGUCUAGUUGCCUGCCAUGCCUGUUUGUAGGAGCUAGGAAUGUUAUUCCUUUGUGCAACUUCAUGGUGUAUACCUCAAGUAGUCAGCCAUAUGCAGGAGGAUGGAACAUUUGGCACUUAUAGUUCUAAAUGAAUGCAGUUGCUUAUCUCCUAAGUGCAUGUUUUGUUCUCCAGAGCAAUGUGGGAAUUGGACAAUGCCAUCUAAAACUGUUUGUUGUAGCCGUAUUAUCAUAGUAAGUUCGUUCUUUAUGCCUAGUUAUUCAAUGAAUUUCUUAAGAUUUGGAUCGGAAAAAAAAAUCUAAAACAUUUUUUUUCUCUUCCCCUCAUCUGGUUCCUUGAAAAUUGUGUCUCAAUCAUGAUUUUGCCUUUGUGCUACCAUGACUUACGUAUUUUCUAGCAUUAGGUCAGUCCCUAUCGAUGGUUAUAAAAUAUGGAAAUCAAUGAAAGAAACUUUUGGGAGGUUAUGGUUGCUACUACAAUAUGUUGCUGACAAUGGUUUUACAAUCUUUCUAUUUCUGGACGUUUUUCAACAUGCUUUUCUACGACCCGAAAAUAGUCGCCUUCCUUGUGCUUUUGUAACAACGAAAAUAGUCAUUAGCCUUGUGCUUUUGUAAGAUUGUACUCGUAAACUAUAAACUCCAAAUUUUUUAUUUUUCGUUUUUAAAAAUUUUCCCUUUACCCAUUUGUACUUAUGAGGGUCCAGAACAUGGACACGUUUGUACAGGCAUUGUAUUGGUGUGUUUGUAGUUGAAAUCUCCAAUGUUUCUUUCGUUUCUAAAA